Messenger RNA from Varroa destructor (honeybee mite), 5159 nucleotides. Its product is annotated as cell adhesion molecule Dscam1-like. Gene Ontology annotation, molecular function: protein binding. The record is from RefSeq and is a predicted model, not a curated record. Gene Ontology annotation, biological process: cell-cell adhesion. Lineage: Eukaryota; Metazoa; Arthropoda; Arachnida; Mesostigmata; Varroidae.
UACUGCCGCUGGUUCUGUAGCCGCCGCCUGCUGCUGCUGCUGCUGCUGCCUGUUCAUGAAUGCUAUGGCGGUUCGCUGAACGCGAAACGCGUGAGCUGGUCCCGUAAGAAAGACCUCUAGUGCUCCCUUCCUGUACGAUUCGUUUCUUCUACUAAUGAUUCGCCAACAAAUACACCAAAGGAUGCCGAGAGCGCGAAAAAAUAAGGCACAGUAAACGAUUGUCGUAGUAGACGAUACUAGAAAAACUAGUUCUGCCUGCUUUUCGUUCAGAAGUAACCUUUCUGUGUGGAAACCUGCGUGAUUAUUUAUUGAGUGGUGGGCCCAUGAACUGUGAAUCUGUGAGGUGCUACUGCAGACGUUCUGUGCAAGCCCCGACGCGUAUGUACGACGUGAGAGAUAUGGAAAACAUUUCGCUGCUUUUUGCAAGAUGCGUGGUGGCCAUCGGGAUAUUGGUUUUAGCACCGGCUGCUGCGUCAGCCGGUGGAACACAAGAUAGUCCCGAACUUCACAAAAUUUAUAUCGAUGCCACUCUACGUAUGGGAGAAAAGGUCGAUAUAAUGUGUUCCCUUAAAAGGGGCUCGCAGCCGGUCAGUUUUACGUGGUAUAAAGAUAAUCGUCCAAUCCGCGCUGGCCAAGAUGGCUACCAGUUAGAUGAGUUAAGUAGCAAAAGUAUAUUGACGAUUGAACGCAUCGAGAGACGGCACAUAGGCAAUUAUACAUGCGGCGUAAACAAUGCCCUCGGGACAGACUCGUAUACCGUUCCUGUUGUCGUAGAAGCUCCUCCGUCGUGGAGCCUGACGCCUUCAGAUACAACGGCCCCUACCGCUGGGCGUGUGCUUCUUCACUGUGCGGCCGUUGGCUUCCCGCUGCCCAGGACAAGCUGGGCCCGUCAGAGUGGAACUCGAGAAGAGUUUGUUCCUAUACAAGAUACAGACAGGAUCACUUUGCAUAAAAAUGGAACACUUAUAAUUAACAAUGCAAAGGUUGAAGACGCUGGAAUGUACCGGUGCGACGCAGAAAAUACGCACGGCAAACUCCGCCAGGCGUUAACGCUCACGAUAAGUGCUCCGCCGACAAUAAUUGAGCACGACGAAACUUCAACGAUCAGACGCGGUCAUAGCGUUAAAAUGCGAUGCGAAGCCACCGGCGACUCACCGAUGACGCUCAUCUGGACCAAGGAUGAACGGCUCUACCAAAACACCUACGUUGAAGGUUAUGACAUCAUCCAGCGGGUGAUGCCGGGUGGGGUUCGAUCCGAGCUUCUAAUCCACAACACGACCCCGGGUGAUGCAGGAAUAUACACCUGUAAGGUGUCGAAUCCGUUCGGCCAAGCCUUGGCACUUACCCGCCUGCAGGUCCUCGAACCUCCAUUUCCUCCAUUGGCUAUCCGAGUAACAAACAUUGCAAGUAAACAGGUGCGGUUAAAUUGGCAGCCGCCAAUUUCGGUCGUGAAUAACUACAUCGUCAGAUACUGGAAAGAGGGUAGUGGUGUAUCGAAGAUAAGCCGUAAGCUCUCGGUGCUGUCAAUAGUUGGAUCGGAAACUUCUGCAUUUUUGGCGGAUUUGCACCCGGGCACAACUUAUGGGGGUUAUAUGCUCUCGGAAAACGGAGUUGAUACCUCCGGCGAGUCUGGCUUCUUCAGAUUCACGACUUUGGAAGAACCCCCGAACGCAUCACCUCUCGACGUCAAACUCCUUGGUGUUGGAGCCAGGUUCCUCAAAAUUCAAUGGAAGGCGGUUCCCGAAGACCAUAGAAAUGGGAAAAUUACCGGCUACAAUGUUGGCCAUAAACAGUUUGAUUCGGAUGUCCCAUUCACCUUCGAACAAGUGCAGGGUGAGCCCGGAGAGGCGAUUAUACGCGGUUUACAACCAAACACAAAAUACGCCGUUGUCGUACACGGAUUCAACUCGGCUGGUUCGGGACCACCCAGUCAUCGAUUAGUCAUUACGACUCUGGAUAAAGACCUUCCUGGUCCACCGAACUUCGCCGUCUCUCACGUUACCUCGAAAUCGGUUUCGGUGCAAAUUCGUGAGAAAGCAAUUACAAGUCACGUGACUCAAUUUGUGUUAUCGUAUCGGGAGACCGGUAUCGACCCAUGGAAAAGCGUAUUUUUCCCACCACAUACCCACACACUGAACGUGGAAGGACUCCGUCCAGAGACCAACUACGAAAUCACGAUCGCUUCUUACAGCGUCCACGGACGGGGUGAAAGCUCAAAACCGAUGGCAUUUAAGACCACAGCAAACGAUGAGGCAUCAAAGACGAUCCUUGCCGCCCAUAGCGGGCUCCUGACAGCGGAAAACGUCGAAAUCGUCCUGAGUGAGCCUCGCCUAUUUCUUCCAUUGCUGUUCUGCCUGACCCUUGUUGUUUCAUCAAUCGUCACGGCUUACGCAUGCUAUAAGCGCGUUGUAGCCAAGUACACGGUGUUCAAUAGUCCUACAGGAGGAGCGCCGGUACUUCAAUACCAGACAGUUCAGGGCCCCUACGGAGUACUCGAACGAGAGUACUGCGUUCUCCAACAAAAGCUCUAUGGCGCUGCUGGUGGAGGCUAUUACGGAAUGGGGAAAAAUGGAGAAAUGAUGUACGAUAUGCCGUACGAUGCCGUCAUCAGCACAUCGUUGCCCGUCCAUAAUGCUGCAGCUGCUCAGCAAAUACCUGAAUCCACUUCGGCUGAUACCGUUGCAGCUCUGGCACAGCCAAAGGACUGUUACACGAUGCUGAAGGGAAAAGACAAUCGACAAUCGUACAUUGUAGCGCCCGCCGUUCCCGAAAAGGACGAAGCUUUGCGAGCCACCCUUCGCGCCGAAAAGGCGAUGAAGAUCCGUAAAGAACUUCAGGAGGCUCGCGCGAACGGCACCAUUAUUCAAGCUGAUAUUCAUUCAUCCGAUGACUAUGUCAACGAUGAGAGCGAGGCAAAGGAUGGCACAUUCAUACAGCCCACGGAGAACUCAGAUCCCGAAGACACAGAUAACGACGGCGAUGAUAUGGAGGAGCCCGAGAACCAUACGGAGCCAACUGAGCUUGGAAACUCCUCUACCGGAGAUUCCAAUCCGGACGUUAAAGGAGACACGUCCGACCGAAUGGAUGCGACCGAACUUUUAAUGAAGAGUCCAUCAGAUACUGCGGUGAUUCCUAUUGAGCCGGAACCUGCACCACCUGCUCUACCCGCGAAAAUGAAGCAUUUACUCCCAUCUCCGACGGCACUAACACCAGUCCCUUUUUCGGUCACCAUGCCAACCAUCGAAACAGAUAUUGAAGGUCCGAUAUCUUCAACGACACCUAUUCACAUCGUUCCGGAUCUUCCGUCACCCCCUGUUGAUGACUACGAUGUCAACUGGCCGGCACCCCCGCCUCCGGAGGGGCUCGAGUAACUAGUUAAGCUGCAGCGAAUGUGAUGCGUCGCAUGCCUCAUGGUGCGGGAUCAAGGAGAACGUUUCGUUCCGAGAGAUGCGCAAAGCGUGCGAUAGCUACACUGUCAUCUAGUCAUUUUAGUUGAUCGAGUCAUCCUAAAAACAUGGAAUAAUGGCGGUACUUUAUGCAAUAAGAAGACAGGGAAGUAAACAGGCGUACACACAUGAAUAUAGUAAACAAAGGGGUAUGAAGUCGGUUCUAAAAUGCUGACUAAUAGAAGUAGCCGAAAUUGGCGAUCUACUUCUUAUGAAGGAACGUAAGCCUACUGAACCGUUUCGACCUGUCAGAACCUAUGGAAACGGAUCGAAAAGCGUGUAACAGUUGAAACAGUUGUGCCAGAACAUCGUUGAACAUUGAAAAUCGCAAUGGUAAGGAUAGAGCUAAGAGAGUAGCCUGGAUAUAUACGUGCGUUACGACAGCCUAUGUACGCAUGCUAAGAGGCAUUCAACUUCAGAGUGACAAAGCUGUGGCUGUAUGUGAACCCGUGCUUACGUCGGUUACUUUUUUUUUAGGUUAGGUUUGUGGGCUCCGCUAGUUGAUUGGUGAGCGAUUGUGUGACUGCAGACAAUAUCGGAUGUUAAUAGUGAAGUGACUGCGAUAUAUAAUCCUAAUGUGGAAAGUACGCUGGGAAAACUGAAAGUAUUUGUACAUGAAAAAAAGUACUGCGACUGCGCAAAUCGUCCCUAUAGGUAUAUGAAGCACUUUUAAUAGUGAAUUAUAAAAAUAUGCAAAGAUGGUAUUGAACAAGGAACAUGCAGCUGCCAGGUGAGCCUUGCACGAUGGUGUGCCGGUGGUGCCAUUUCGAAAAUUACCACUAACCGUACAAAGAAAGACGUGCAACGAUUCCAAUAAUGAGCGACAUGCAACAUGUGCACUAUAGACAAUCUAGGAAGGCUUAAAUUUGAUCUAGGCGAGUAAACCACAUUUUCUUACUGACACCCAUAACAAAUCUUCUAUAGGCUCUAGCGAAUAUACGCGCGGAUACGUCUGAACAGCUUGCCGCUCAAAGUGCAAGAAACGAUAAAGUUCACGCCUUAUUAGUAACGAUGGUAAACAAGCUGACUUACUGAAUGGGAACACGGACAAUUAUGGGACGAUGUCAAAUAAUACUACACACUAUAGCGAUGAUACCAGACUUUUUAUCAGAACAACGUUCAGGUACUUCCUGAUAUCGCGGGUGCUACUAUUAAAGGCGUUUAGUCGUACGGACACUAACGUUGACACUCAAGAACGCUCACGACGUAUUGGAGUCGGGUGGGCUGAGAGAAAGCAUGCCGGAACUAGCUCACGGGUGGGCUGAGACGAUAUAUUUAUAAACACAAUUUACGGAAAGCGUAAAAGACAGCGUGAGUGUAGGUGACGCAGAUGAUUGAGUUUUCGAACAAAUAUUCAUGUGCGAUUUCGGUAAUACGUAAAAAGUAUAUACUGCCAAGUGAUUUAAUGGCGAUCAACAAAGCGGUACGAAUGGAAGCCCCACCGGUGUACUUCAUCUGGUAACAUAUCUAGUACAUCUAAUGGUUGUUAUAUAAUAUUUGCACUUUUUUUUUUUUCUAUUAUUGUAUUUCCAUUUCUGUGAUUUGGGGAUAUGAAACAAACGCGAAGUAACAUGAUUCAAAUAGAGGCUGAGCCGACACACAAGCAUGAUAUUACCGUUGGCUAUAUACGGCAACACUAUAUACAUAGCAUUUGUAUUAUUUCUACGUUUUGUAUAAUACUGCUAACUGUGUAAAUAUAUAAAAGACGAAUAA